CGCUUAAAUUUCCGCAUUUCCAGCCAAGGACCAGAAGACACACUCAAGUUGUCUCUGCCUGCCCUCAACACUAACAUCAAAAAGUAUCAUGUCAGGAUUUUUAAUUAGAGCAAACCUGAGGAGGUGCAUCUUCUCUCAGAUCAGAAUGGGAUCUGAUCAGCUUGGCGAAAUUGGCUCAGGAGUAGGCAAAGGUGGAGGUGGUGGAGGCUCUGUGAGGGAAGCAGGUGGUGCACUCGGAAAGCGAGAAGUGGCAGAGGAGGAGCGGUACUUUAGGCAGAAGGAGAAGGAGCAGAUGGCAGCGCUGAGAAAGCAUCAUGCAGAGGAGAUUGACCACCACAAAAAGGAGAUUGAGCGCCUACAAAAGGAAAUCGACCGCCACAAGGGCAAAAUCAGAAAGCUGAAACAUGACGACUAAAGCUGGGAAGCCUCAUAUCAUUUCUUCGUCCGACCAACCGAUUGCCAAGUCAAUUGUCCACUAUUGACUAAUUGAUUUAAUGCUGGUCAAGGCAGGUCCUGUAUGAGAAAUCAAGAUUACCAAAUUAAAAACAAAGAAACAAUAAAGCACUUAAUUUUUACACGA
Centropristis striata (black sea bass) is the source of this 580-nucleotide messenger RNA. Its product is annotated as ATPase inhibitor A, mitochondrial-like. Gene Ontology annotation, biological process: negative regulation of ATP-dependent activity. NCBI's taxonomy places the organism in Eukaryota, Metazoa, Chordata, Actinopteri, Perciformes, Serranidae. The record is from RefSeq and is a predicted model, not a curated record. Bases 89 to 415 code for a protein of 108 amino acids. Gene Ontology annotation, molecular function: ATPase inhibitor activity. Gene Ontology annotation, cellular component: mitochondrion. The transcript is spliced from 3 exons.